Molecule: messenger RNA, 2349 nt
Organism: Drosophila erecta
Lineage: Eukaryota; Metazoa; Arthropoda; Insecta; Diptera; Drosophilidae
Exons: 2
Coding region: 1-2349 (782 amino acids)
Source: RefSeq, a predicted model, not a curated record
AUGGGGAAAUUCCAAAAUCUUAGUUGCCUUGGCAGAACUGUUAACUCCCAGAAAUGUCUCGCCUUGACUAUGAACAUUUUGAAGAGCACCCGUAUGCUAGAUCGAAAUUGUCUACGUGGCAAGAUCCAGGGACUAUCGCCUCUUCUACGGGCUGUGGACUGGCCACCAAGUAGGGAUUCGCUGUUCCGGGCCACAUGGAGCUACUAUGCUAACGGCUGUCAGGAGCGACUGACGGGCAUUCGCAGGCGCAUCGAACAGAACGCUAGAAUUGUGGCUCCAAAUAAGGAGCCAAUUACCCAACUUACUCAACUGACUGUGGCCCCAAAGCUGCCCCGCAAUGGGCAACAAUUGCCGCCAGGAAUGGAUUUGGAUGAGCACAUUUAUCAGGAACUGGUGUCCUGUUUCCGGAACGCAAAGAGCUCUGUUUCAAGAAAGAAAACUUCGUCUAAGCGUUCGAAGGUUCAGAAAUAUUUUGAAAUGGGCAAGUUUUCCACCCCAGAACAAUGGCAGGCUUGGAAACGCCAAGAACUGAAAGUUGAUCAAAUGCUUCAAAAUUCCUUUGAUCCCUAUUUGAGGGAGGAAAUGCACAAAAAGCUGCAUCGUCUACAAAAACUCACCAAGCUUCAACCUCUAGUAGUGCUUCCAAAUCAGGAAGAAAAUAAUAUUGAAAAACGUAAAGUGUCAGUGACAAGCAAAAGAAAGUCUCGACAAAAGUCUAUAAAUAAACCAAAGGGCGAAAGCGAAUCAAGAAAAAAUAUCGCCAACAUAGCAGAUAAAUACAGAACUCAUAAAAACCCCAGUAAAACCUCGAAGAUAGAAAGUAUGAGUUCAAGAAGAAGUACAAAAUCUGUACAUAGUAGGCAAUCCUCCGGGAAAUCGACAACUAGCACGAUAUUGGCAUUCCAUCCAAGUCUAGAAAGUAUCGUUAGCUCAAGACGUUCUACCAGAUCUCUUCGUCCAUAUGUCAAGAGAACAGUAAAAUCCAAUCACAGUAGUGAGGAAGAUGGUAUUUUCGGAAUCGAUGACCAAGGAGAAGCCCCACUGUUGAAUGAGGAUACCACGUCGGCAACUUCGAGAAGGCUUCAAAAAGCACAAGAUUCUCAAAAACCAAAGAAAAUUAAGAAACAAAAAUUAAUAAAGGAACGAAAAGGUGCAGAAAAACCAAAAAGCGGAAAUCCAAAAGUUCACGAACAUUUGAAACAUCCCAAAACAACAAGUCAGCAUUCUUUAAAGAUCGACAGCGAAUUGGAUUCUAUAAGCGUGUCAUUUAUGAAAAGUAAAAAAAAGCCAUCUAAACAACGAAAGUUCGGCACGAAGGAAAGAUUAGGAAAGUCAAAAUCAGAGGGGACCAUCAAGGAAGCAAAGUCUGAGGAGCUAAGACAGAGUUUAGUUUCCAAAAGUAUGUCGCAACUUUUAAGUAAACUUCCAAAACCCAACUCGAAUGAAUACAUAGCGCAAAUCACGAAAGGACUGCCACCAAACGACCCAUCACUUAUCCUGAAUCUAAAGAAUAAGUUCAACGAAUCAGUCGUGUCACUCUACAGAGGUCAAAUCACUAACUCGGAGAAUGGUAGUGAAAUUCAGGAAAUCCAACAAAGCUUUGUUCGUAGUGGCGAUCACCACGGCUGGACCUUCGGUGGGAAAAACCUGGCCCUUGUUAAGCCAACUUCCUAUCCCAGGAUUAGUCUAAGAAAACGAGACCAAUAUGGAGUGGCAGAGAAUAAUAUUGAAAUAGAAGCAGCUGAUAACACUGCACUGGACUCUAUUAUAGGUAAUCAGCCAAUUAGAAGAACUGCAAAAGAACAAGAUGUAAGAUUGCUAUCGAAGACUAUUUCUGUUGAUGAAAUCCUCUCGAGUGUUGAAGCGAAACCCUUACUAAUUUCCGAUCUAAUAUCGGAAUUUAUACUGGCCUAUGGCUCUAAAAUAAGUUUUUUUGAAACAUAUCCGGAUUUGUUUAAAAGCAAUCAUUUGGAAACUUAUACUACAACUAAUGUGAAGGAAGUUCCCAAGCAGUGCCCCAGAAAGAGGAAGCUAAGGAAAGUCAAGGAUGUCAAAAAAAAACCAUCGCAGCACUUUAAGAAAACCUGCUCCUUAUGCAACUGUGUCAGAAGAAAACGUUCCGAAUUGCAGCCCUACAUGCAGCGGAUGCAGAAGCGACGUCAACGACUGGAACUGAAAACCUACUAUACCCAGAGGAUCUCAAAAUGUCGAGAAAAUCAAAAGCGGCCUCCGGUGGAAACCUGCACCCGCGAGGGCCUGGCUAUAUGUUAUCAGACCCUAAAUCUUUGCCAGCGGAUAGUGGAACAGAAGUUAUCGAAACGAUCUGAAGGAUGUCAAAUGAAAACAUAG